Molecule: messenger RNA, 4593 nt
Organism: Talaromyces rugulosus
Lineage: Eukaryota; Fungi; Ascomycota; Eurotiomycetes; Eurotiales; Trichocomaceae
Exons: 8
Coding region: 1-4593 (1530 amino acids)
Biological process (GO): transmembrane transport
Cellular component (GO): membrane
Molecular function (GO): ABC-type transporter activity; ATP hydrolysis activity; ATP binding
Source: RefSeq, a predicted model, not a curated record
AUGGCUUCUGAAAAGAUCGAAGCUGGCGCCGCGCCAGACGAUCACGACAGCAUCUCGCAGCUGUCCUCGUUGUCGCCUACUACCGAACAAGGGCAACACCACAGGGGGGCGAAUGUCGAGCGAUCGAGCGACGAUGAGGACUACUUUGGCACCUUUGAGCCUGUCCGCCCGGGCGAUCGUGAGGAGCUGACCCGAAUCGCUUCUUCGAUGUCGUCUCGACGCCCCAGUACUUUUGAUCGCCGCGAUAGUGGUAUCGUGCGCAUGGACACCGUCGAUGAACUCGCUCUGGAAGAUCCUCGCCUCGAGGUCACCAACACCAAGUUCGAUCCCUAUCUGUGGGCUCGAAAAAGACUACGCAUGCUGCAACAGGAAGGUGUUCGUCCACAACGAGCAAGUAUCACUUUCAAAAACCUCAAUGUAUCCGGCUCAGGCGCUGCUUUGCAACUCCAAAACACUGUUGGUUCCGUUUUGAUGGGUCCAUUGAAGCCCGCCGAUUUCUUUAGCUUUGCCCGGCCGAAAACACACAAGAAAAUUCUGCAAAACUUCGACGGUGUCGUGAAGAGUGGGGAGUUGUUGAUGGUUCUGGGACGCCCAGGCAGCGGUUGCUCAACUUUCUUGAAGACCCUGUCUGGGGAGCUGCACGGGCUCGAGCUCGAGAAAGAAUCGGUCAUUCACUAUAACGGUGUUCCCAUGAACAAAAUGCAUGCCGAAUUCAAAGGCGAGGUUCUGUACAACCAAGAAGUCGACAAGCAUUUCCCCCACUUGACGGUCGGCCAAACAUUGGAAUUUUCCUCUAGUGCACGAGCACCCUCGCAUCGUUUCCCAGGUCAAACUCGUGAGGAUUAUGUGAGAGAAAGUACCCAGGUUGCUAUGGCUAUCUUCGGCUUGUCCCACACCUACAAUACCAUUGUUGGUAAUGAUUAUGUGCGUGGAGUGUCUGGUGGUGAGCGGAAGCGUGUCAGCAUUGCUGAAAUGGUCCUGUCACGAGCACCAAUUGGUGCUUGGGAUAACAGCACUCGAGGUCUCGAUGCGGCAAGUGCCCUGGAAUUUGUCAAAGCUCUGCGAAUUUCAUCCAGUCUUGCGGGAGCCUGCCACAGUGUUGCCAUUUACCAGGCAUCGCAGGCCAUCUACGAUGUCUUUGACAAGGUGGUUGUUCUAUACCAAGGUCGCCAGAUAUACUUUGGUCCAUGUGACCAAGCCGAACAGUACUUCGUUGACAUGGGAUGGUCGAAGCCCUCCAGACAGACCACCGGCGAUUUCCUCACUUCCGUCACGAACCCUCAAGAGCGACAAGCCAGGGAUGGCAUGGAGAAGCAGGUUCCACGAACCCCGGACGAAUUCGAAAGGUAUUGGAAAAACAGUGCUCAGUACAAGUCCCUGAUGCAUGAAAUCGAACAGCACGAGGCAGAGCACCCAGUCGGGAGCGGAGCCGAAAAGGAUAUGGCCGAUAAAAAACACGAGCAGCAGGCAAAGCACGUUAGGCCUAGCAGCCCGUAUCUUAUGUCGAUACCUAUGCAAGUGCGCUUGUGUACCAAACGAGCCUACCAAAGACUAUGGAACGACAAGGCUACUACUCUGACAACAGUCAUUGGACGCCUGAUCCUUGCGUUGAUCAUUGGUUCUAUUUAUUAUGGUACACCAGCGGCAACAGCAGGUUUUCAAAGUAAAGGCGCUGCGAUCUUCUUUGCCGUCUUAUUGAAUGCACUCAUCAGUAUUACGGAGAUCAACUCGCUUUACGACCAACGUCCAAUUAUCGAGAAACAGGCAUCAUACGCAUUUGUACAUCCAUUUACAGAAGCUUUGGGCAGUCUUGUUGCCGACCUACCAAUCAAGUUUGUAGCUUCAGUAACAUUCAAUAUUGUGCUCUACUUCCUCGCUGGACUGCGGUACGAAGCGUCGCAAUUCUUCAUAUUCUUCCUAUUCACAUUCAUCUCUACUCUGGCCAUGUCUUCCAUUUUCCGGACCCUAGCUGCUGCAACAAAAAGUCUGGCUCAAGCCAUGGCUCUAGCUGGUGUCAUGGUCUUGGCCAUUGUUAUCUACACUGGUUUCGUGCUUCCAGGUCCCCAGAUGCAUCCUUGGUUUUCAUGGAUCCGGUGGAUCAACCCCGUUUUCUACGCCUUUGAGGCUCUCAUUGCAAAUGAAUUUCAUGGGCGCGAAUUCGGAUGUUCUAGCUUCGUCCCAGCUUACCCGAAUAUGUCCGGCAAUACGUUUGUUUGCUCUGCUUCUGGUUCAAUUGCAGGCCGAAUGACCGUCUCUGGUGAUACGUAUAUUGCAACUCAGUACGACUACUAUUACUCGCAUGAGUGGAGAAAUUUCGGUAUUUUGAUCGCAUUCUGGUUAUUCUUUCUAUUCACCUAUCUCAUUUUCACUGAAUUCAACUCGGCAACUUCGUCAACCGCUGAAUUCCUGGUUUUCCGCCGUGGACAUGUACCAGCAUACAUGACAAAAUCUGACAAUGAUGCCCAGAACGACGCUGUUGAAGCACCGCAAUCCCGAGGUAAAGAUGGCGCGAAAGAAGAAGAUUUGCAAGUCUUGCCAGAGCAACAUGACGUAUUUACGUGGCAAAACGUGUGCUAUGAUAUUCCAGUAAAGGGAGGCGAGCGUCGACUUUUGGACAAUGUUUCCGGAUGGGUCAAACCAGGAACACUGACAGCACUGAUGGGAGUAUCUGGGGCUGGUAAGACCACGUUACUCGAUGUUCUUGCGCAACGAGUCUCGAUCGGAGUUGUGACUGGAGACAUGCUGGUGAACGGAAAACCACUCGAUGCUAGCUUCCAGCGCAAAACAGGAUACGUCCAGCAGCAGGAUCUUCACCUGGAGACUAGUACUGUCCGAGAAGCACUGCGCUUUAGCGCGGUUUUGCGUCAGCCCAAGAGCACACCCAUAUCUGAGAAACACGCCUACGUCGAGGAGGUGAUUAAGAUGCUGAACAUGGAAGACUUUGCCGAGGCUGUUGUCGGAAUACCAGGCGAAGGUCUCAACGUCGAACAGCGCAAACUGUUGACCAUCGGGGUUGAGCUCGCUGCCAAACCUGCAUUGUUACUGUUUUUGGACGAACCUACCAGUGGCUUGGACUCUCAAAGUUCAUGGUCUAUCUGUGCCUUUUUGCGCAAGUUGGCAGACAACGGACAGGCCGUUUUGUCGACUAUCCACCAGCCCAGUGCAAUCCUCUUCCAGCAAUUCGACAGACUUUUGUUUUUGGCAAAGGGGGGAAGAACUGUGUAUUUUGGUGAUAUUGGUACCGAUUCAAAAACGUUGCUGGAUUAUUUCGAGAAGAACGGUGCUCGACCAUGUGAUUCUGCCGAGAAUCCUGCGGAAUACAUGCUUGAGAUCAUUGGCGCAGGUGCAUCCGGAAAAUCAACCCAAGACUGGCCUGCCGUUUGGCGAGAAUCAGAAGAGGCACAGGCCAUCCAAACUGAGCUCGGUCAAAUCCAUGACAAGCAUGCCGCUACAAGUUCUCAGCAAAAUGGCGUUUCCAAUGAUCAAAACACCAAGGCUUCUGCUUCCGCCGAAUCUUCUGAAUUUGCAAUGCCCUUUACAAGUCAGCUCUGGUACGUCACCGUGCGUGUGUUCCAGCAGUACUGGCGUGACCCUCAGUAUAUCUUUGCAAAGUUGAUCUUGGGACUUGCUUCGGCAUUGUUUAUUGGAUUUUCGUUCUUCAAGCCAAAUAGCAGUAUGCAGGGAUUCCAGGACGUGCUGUUCAGUACUUUCAUGAUGACAUCUAUCUUUUCGACACUUGUGCAGCAAAUCAUGCCCCGUUUCAUCCAACAACGAUCUUUAUAUGAAGUCCGCGAAAGGCCGUCCAAAGCCUAUUCUUGGGCUGCGUUCCUCAUUGCCAAUGUCGUUGUCGAAAUCCCGUACCAGGUCAUCCUCGGUAUCAUCGUGUGGGCAAGCUACUACUUCCCCAUUUACGGUGCAAACCAGGCGCGUGACCAACAGGGCGUAAUGCUUCUUUUCAUCAUUCAAUUCUUCAUCUUUGCGUCUACUUUUGCCGAUUUAGUGAUUGCGUCGAUGCCAAAUGCCGAGAUGGCCGGUACCAUUGCCACGUUUGCGUUCUCCCUGACGUUGACAUUCAACGGUGUCAUGCAGCCUCCGGACGCCUUGCCUGGAUUCUGGAUUUUCAUGUACCGUGUCUCUCCACUGACAUACCUUAUAUCGGGCAUGACGGGCAACGGCCUCAAUGGGCGACCGGUUGUUUGCUCUGGCGCCGAACUCAGCGUCUUUGAUCCACCCAGUGGCUUGACAUGCUUCGAAUAUAUGAAGGAUUACCUCGAAGUUGCACCGGGUCUUCUGUACAACGAUAAUGCGACGAGCGGCUGCAACUACUGCUCACUUCGCGACGCAAACCAAGUUUUGGCCGCGAGCAACAUCUAUCCUGACCAGAGAUGGCGCAAUUGGGGUAUUGGAUGGGCAUAUAUUGGAUUCAAUAUCUUUGGCGCCGUAGCAUUGUACUACGCAUUCCGUGUGCAACACUACAGUCCCACGUCCUUGGUUAGAGGAGUGCGGAACUGCGGAAGCUUUGUCGGACACAUGUUCAAGAGAAGCUCCGAGGCUCCAAAGGGCAGCAAGCCACAAGACGGGCGUGUUUUCUAG